AUGGACGCUGUCAAAGAUUUGGUCAACAAGGCCGCCAGCGCUCUCAACCUCGGCGGCAACCAAGACACCGAAGCACCUGCCCAACCACCCAGCGAUGCCGAAUUUCAAGAGCUCAAGGAGAAAUAUGAGAAGGCCGGCCAGGGACAGGUCCUCAGCUUCUGGGACGACCUUGGCCCUCAAGAGAAGGGCACACUAUACCAGCAGUUGCAGCCAAUCGAUCCAGAGCACAUCAACAAGAUCACCGACCGUGCUCUGAACCCACCAAAGACAGAAAACGAGAGCGAAGCGCCCACGCUGGAGCCGCUGCCAGAUUCCGCAACCACCUCCACCAUUGACAGUGACGAGGCCAACCUGCACAAAUGGAACGAAGUGGGCUUGAAGUACAUUGCGGACAACCAGGUCGGCGUGGUGCUCAUGGCUGGCGGCCAAGGCACUCGGCUUGGUAGCUCUGCGCCCAAGGGUUGCUACAACAUCGGCCUUGACAGCCAGAAGUCUUUGUUCCAGCUCCAAGCCGAGCGCAUCCUCAAGCUACAGCACCUCGCCAGCAACCUGCACAAGAAAGAGGAUGUGGUCAUUCCGUGGUACAUCAUGACUUCGGGCCCUACCCGCAAGCCCACGCAGCAAUUCUUCGAAGAGCACCAGUACUUUGGUCUCAACCGCAACAACGUCAUCUUCUUUGAGCAAGGUGUUCUACCGUGUAUCAGCAUGGACGGAAAGAUUCUCCUGGAGAGUAAGGGCAAGGUCGCUGUUGCACCAGAUGGCAACGGAGGGUUGUACGCUGCCUUGGUUGGCUCUGGCAUUGUGCAGGACAUGGAGAAGCGUGGUGUGAAGCACAUCCAUGCCUACUGCGUCGACAACUGUCUCGUACGAGUUGCUGACCCUACUUUCAUUGGCUUCAGUGCUGAGCAGGAUGUCUCAAUCGCGACCAAGGUCGUCCGAAAGCGCAAUGCCAAGGAGAGCGUAGGUCUCAUCCUGCAGAAGAAUGGCAAGCCCGACGUCGUCGAGUACUCUGAGAUCUCCACGGAACUGGCAGAGGCCAAGGAUCCAAAGGACAACAACCUCCUCAAAUUCCGUGCGGCAAAUAUCGUGAACCACUACUACAGCUUCGAGUUCUUGCGAUCGAUACCUGAGUGGUCACAUCGCCUGCCACACCACAUCGCCAAGAAGAAGAUUCCUACCGUGGACGAGAAGGGUAACGCAUUCAAGCCGGAGAAGCCCAACGGCAUCAAGCUCGAACAAUUCGUCUUCGACUGCUUCCCGUUCCUGUCUAUGGACAAGUUCGCCUGCAUGGAGGUGAAGCGUGAGGACGAGUUCUCGCCACUGAAGAACGCUCCAGGAACAGGCGAGGAUGACCCAGAGACUUCGAAGCAAGACAUUCUGCAGCAGGGAAAGCGAUUCGUGGAAGCGGCUGGCGCCACAGUUACCAGUGAGCGCACAGACGCGGGUGUGGAAGUAUCGCCGCUCAUCUCGUACGCUGGAGAGGGUCUCGACUUCCUCAAGGGCCGUGAGAUCAAGGCGCCGGCAGUCAUCGAGAAGAAGGAUUGA
This is a messenger RNA of Zasmidium cellare ATCC 36951, 1545 nucleotides long. RefSeq lists its product as uncharacterized. Gene Ontology annotation, biological process: UDP-N-acetylglucosamine biosynthetic process. Bases 1 to 1545 code for a protein of 514 amino acids. The record is from RefSeq and is a predicted model, not a curated record. Gene Ontology annotation, molecular function: UDP-N-acetylglucosamine diphosphorylase activity. The transcript has 3 exons. Lineage: Eukaryota; Fungi; Ascomycota; Dothideomycetes; Mycosphaerellales; Mycosphaerellaceae.